Molecule: messenger RNA, 381 nt
Organism: Geodia barretti
Lineage: Eukaryota; Metazoa; Porifera; Demospongiae; Tetractinellida; Geodiidae
Source: the annotation of a GenBank genome assembly
AUGCCGCUGUGCUGUCUAACUAUGGUGUUGCUAAGUUUAUUCUGCAAAGUAAGCAGCCAACUGGCUUGUGUCUGUGGGUUUGCUGACCUGGCCACCGCCCUACUGGAUUUUUCCACCACUGGUGUCCUCCCAGUGGUGAUAGAGGAAGAUGAGGACACACUCCGACGUCCACCCACUAAACCAGCUCCCCCCAUCCCUCCUCGUGGUGCAGUCCAGGAUGAAGAUCAAGACCUCCCUCCUGAGGAUAUCCCUCCCCUUGCCCCCGAGGACAUUCCUCCCUCUCCCCCACCUCCUCUAGCUCCUGAGGAUAUCCCUCUCUCUGUGCCACCUCCUCCACUUAGGGCCGAACUAGCUUCCAAGUUAAUGCACUUGUCCAUCUGA